CGGCAAGAGACCGGCCAGCGAGAUGCGCGCGCAGCUGGAAAUGCUUCUGGGCUGGAGUGCGAGUUGCCGGAGUAAAGUGAGAAGAGCCCGUGAGGCAGAUGCAACGGCACAUACCAUUCUGCUUGGUGCAGGGGGGAGAAACCAGCCGGGACCCCGUACUUGUAACCCCCUGACAAGUCAUGGAAGCGAUAAGGAAGGAGCUGUCCCGGUCGUACCAAGAGCUCAACGACGAAACAGAUCCAAUUGCAAGAGAUCCAGAGGGGGCGCAGGAGGAGGAGCAGGAAGAAGCUGCGUCCGCUGUUAUACCCGACAGGGAUUCGGAUAGGAGCAACACUCGGGUGCGUUUCAGCAGAACCUGCCUGAAGAACGUCUUCUCCGUUUUGCUCAUCUUCGUGUAUCUGCUCCUAAUGGGCGUGGCGGUUUUCCUCGUGUAUCAGACCAUCACCGACUUCAGGGAUAAACUGAAACAUCCGGUCAUGUCCGUGUCGUAUAAAGAGGUGAACGUGUACGAUGCUCCCGGUAUUGCCCUGUAUCCAGGCAAAGCUCGGCUUCUGAGCUGCAAACAUCACUUGUACGACCACAUCCCUCCUCUGAUAGACCCGGGGCAGCCGGGAGAAAACACUUGUAUCACCCAGAACAUCAGCUACACUGAUCCUUACACCAACAGCACUGUGAAACACGCGCUGAUUGUCCAAGGGCCGCGGGACGUGAGGAGGAGGGAACUGGUUUUCUUACAGUUCCACUUAAAUGAAACGAAACAAGAUUUCAGCGCAAUCGAUUACCUGCUGUUCUCCUCGUACGACGGUUUUCUCAAGAGUACUAACCGGGUGAGGUUCAUGCAGGACUGUGAGAGCUCCUUCUCCAGCUGGAAAUUCUCCGGAGGAUUUCGCACGUGGGUUAAAAUGUCGCUGGUCAAAACAAAAGAGGAAGAUGGAAGCCAAUCAGUGGAAUUCAGACAAGAAACCAGUGUGGUGAAUUUCAUUGAUCGGAGAGAAAAUCCAGACAAGGGGGACCAAUUGUUCUUCGUCGUUUUUGAAUGGAAGGAUCCGUAUAUUCAAGAAAUUCAAGACAUCAUCACGGCCAAUCCAUGGAGUAUGAUCGCUCUGCUGUGCAGCGUCUUUCUGGUUUUAUUUAAAGCGGCGGAUUUUGCCAAACUCAGUGUUAAGUGGAUGAUAAAGGUCCGGAGGAGACACCUGAAGAAGAGAACUCGGGAACUGAACCACAUAAGCUGAAGCCACUGUCACGACACUGAUGUUGCCCAAGACCUUAAUGGGAUACAGGAAUGUAUGAGGAGGAGAAUCCUUAAAGCCACACCCCAUAAAGGGAAAUGACUCAAAGCCACACCUCUUAAAGGGAAGUGACUCCUUUAAGCCACACCUCUUAAAGGGAAAUGAUGCAGGAGUAGUGACAAUUUAAUGUAGACUGCUAGAGAUUAGUUCCAUUAUUAGUUGGUGGAGGAACUGAAAUUAAGGCAAACUAUCAGUCACCAUCCAACAAUGAGAAUCAGGCUCUAAAAUCUUAAACACAAGACGCUGGGCUGAUCUAGAUAAACUGAAAAUGAUAUAUAUA
Xenopus laevis (African clawed frog) is the source of this 1569-nucleotide messenger RNA. RefSeq names its product proton activated chloride channel 1 L homeolog (gene pacc1.L). The record is from RefSeq and is a predicted model, not a curated record. Bases 180 to 1232 code for a protein of 350 amino acids. NCBI's taxonomy places the organism in Eukaryota, Metazoa, Chordata, Amphibia, Anura, Pipidae. Gene Ontology annotation, biological process: chloride transmembrane transport. Gene Ontology annotation, cellular component: cell surface; plasma membrane. The transcript has 8 exons.